CUGGAAGUCAGCGGCACUAUGGAGGAUGACAGCAGGCCUCUGCUGAGCUCAGAGCAGACCGCAGAGAGCUACUCACACAGAGGCUCCACAGACUCACUGGACGUCAAGGCUAAAAGGCCUUUCCAUGUGGAGCCCAGGAAUAUCGUGGCUGAUGACCCGCAGGAAAGAGUGUCUGCUGAGGCUGCCAUCCUCAACAGCAGAGUCCAUUACUACGGCAGACUGACAGGCUCCUCUGACAGACUGCUCAGUCCUCCAAACCAUGUGAUCCCACGGCCAGAGGAGAUCUACAUCUACAGUCCACUGGGGACGGCCUUUAAGGUGACAGGCAGUGACCAUUCCUCCAGAAACCCCAGCAUCAUCACUAUAUUUGCUAUCUGGAACACGAUGAUGGGCACUUCUAUCCUCAGCAUACCCUGGGCUGGUUUCACCCUGGGGAUCUUCAUCCUCGUCUUCACAGGCCUGCUGAUGCUCUACUGCUGUUACAUCGUCCUCAAAUCACCAAAGGCAAUACCCUACGUGGACACAUCAGACUGGGAGUUCCCUGAUGUCUGUAAGUACUACUUUGGCAAGUUUGGCCAGUGGUCCAGCCUGGUCUUCUCCAUGGUGUCACUUAUUGGAGCCAUGGUGGUUUACUGGGUCCUCAUGUCCAACUUCCUCUUCAACACCGGACAGUUCAUCUACAACUAUGCUCACAAUGUCAACAUGACAGACUCAGAGUUUGGAACCAACGGCUCAGAUAGAGUUAUCUGUCCAUACCCAAACACUGACCCUGGAGGAAACUACACCAUCUGCACACUUAACCUUGAUACCAGCGGGAAUGAUACGUCUGAUGUCAGUUCCUUCAAACACUGGUGGAGUAAAAGCAACACCAUCCCCCUCUACCUCAUCAUCCUGCUGCUGCCACUGCUCUGCUUCCGCUCAGCAUCGUUCUUUGCAAGGUUCACCUUCUUAGGCACCAUAUCAGUGGUCUACCUGAUCGUGUUGGUCACUGUUAAAGCUGUCCGCCUGGGCUUCCAUCUGGAGUUUCACUGGUUUGACACAAGCCAGUUCUUUGUUCCAGAGUUCCGACUGCUCUUCCCUCAGUUCACGGGUGUCCUCACUCUGGCCUUCUUCAUUCACAACUGCAUCAUCACGCUGAUGAAAAGCAACAAGUACCAAGAGAACAAUGUUCGGGACCUGUCUGUGGCUUAUCUUCUAGUAGGCCUGACCUAUCUGUAUGUGGGAGUGUUGAUCUUUGCUGCCUUCCCCUCACCUCCUCUCUCCAAAGACUGCAUUGAACCAAACUUCUUAGAUAACUUCCCCAGCAGUGACGUGAUGGUGUUUGUGGCUCGAACCUUCCUGCUGUUCCAGAUGAUCACUGUCUACCCCCUGCUGGGAUACCUAGUGCGGGUCCAGGUGAUGGGCCAGAUCUUUGGCAAUCAUUACCCCAGUUUCUUCCAUGUUCUGGCACUGAACAUCAUAAUAGUUGGAGCUGGUGUCCUGAUGGCCAAGUUUUAUCCCAAUAUUGGAUCCAUCAUCAGGUUUUCUGGGGCGACAUGCGGCUUGGCUUUAGUGUUUGUCUUCCCUGCGUUAGUCCACAUGAUCUCCCUGAAGAGGCAGGGGCUGCUUCGCUGGCCGUCAGCCAUCUUCCACAGCUUCUUGAUUGUGCUCGGCGUGGCCAACCUGCUGGCUCAGUUCUUAAUGUAGAGAAGCAGCCAGAUACAGACACUGCCAUUCAGAGGCAAGAUUAAAAGGUGUGAUUUCAGAUGGGAUUCUCUGAAAUUAGAUGUAGAAUAAUGGAGUGUAAAACCACACUGUAAGUAUUACCCCACUUAUAUCAUGGCCACCAAAAUAAUGCCCAGAUAAACCACAGACGCCCCACACGGUCAGAUUUAAUGACUGUAUUUAUGGUAUACGAGAUUAGAUGUCACACACUUCCUGUGGUCAGAGUUACUGAUGGGAUUUAUAUGAAGGUUUUAUGUUUCAGGGGAAUAACAGGAAUCCAACGUCUUUGACAGCAAAGUCUUUUUAAUUUCCACAUGCAAUCCAGCCUGUGGUAGUUUUCUGAUAAAAUCCUCCUUAUAGAUCAUUCUCUACAUGAUACUGUUAAUACUCCUGCCUAGAGUGAUCCCAGAGCUGUCCAGCCAAAUCAUUGGAACUGUUUCAUAACUUUAUCAGCAGGCUGGCAAGAACAUUUGGAGUAUGGAGUAUUCACAGUGUGCUAUUGCAGGUUUAAAUUUGUUGUGUGUGAGGCUUUUAUGAUGAUGUAGAGUUGUGUCGAGCUGACACCAUGGAAUCAUUUUACUAACUUUGUGAUUAUGUAAACUGUUUAUAUGUUUUGAGGACAGCUGUGUUAUGUGCAUAUUUUUUGAAGAAACAUUUGGCACAAUCUUUUAAUUUUUACGAACAGGGUUGAUUGGCAUGUUUGACAUGUUUAUGUGAUGCCUAUUUUUAAGAUACUGUGCCUAAUAUGUUGUAUUUUACUAAUGAUAGGAUAGACAAAGGGAAUAUUUACUGAAAAUAAACCAUAUCAGUCUAUAAGAA
This is a messenger RNA of Plectropomus leopardus (leopard coralgrouper), 2523 nucleotides long. Lineage: Eukaryota; Metazoa; Chordata; Actinopteri; Perciformes; Serranidae. The record is from RefSeq and is a predicted model, not a curated record.